AUGCCCGACAACGGUGGCCCAGGAUGGCGCGUACUAUGCUGGAACGCGGGCGGCCUAACAGCUAGCACCUGGCAAGAAUUGGAAACAUACGCACGCUUGUACCAGUAUGAUGCGGUCCUGGUCCAGGAAACGAAGUGGCGCCACGACUCGACGUGGUCGAACCAGGCCUUCCAUUACGUGCAUAGUCAAGGUGUUCGGAAAGAAGACAGCACCGGAGGAGUGCUGAUCAUGAUCGCCACCCGACAUGCGAAGGCGAGGGAUAUUCAGUUUCAUGCCAUUCACCCCGGCCGUCUCGUACACGUCCGAAUCCCGAAGGGACAGACACACAUCGACAUCAUGAAUCUCUAUCAGUACUCGGUGAGCGACGCAGAGGGUGUGUAUGAACGAAGAGCUGCCCUGACCUUCAAGUUGCACAGGUGCUUGGCGGGAUUGCCGAGAAGGAACUUCCUGCUCCUUGGAGGAGACUUCAACUGCCCUUGCGAGCCCCAUAAGGCGACAUGCGGACAGUGUGUCCUGAAUCACAACUUGUCACAUUAUAGGGAUUAUCAGGACAUGCAGAAUGUGCUUCGCACCCUACACUUGUGUGUCCUGAACACCUGGUGUCGGCCUCAACAUGGACAACUGGCUACCUUCACCUUCGGUAAAAUUGCUUCCCAGAUCGACUUUCUGGUUGUGAGGCAGCAGCAUGCGGAUGCCAGGGCCAAGAAGGCCCAGAUCCUGGAUCGGUUCCCGGUGGGUGCCUGGCGAGAAGGUGCCAAUCAUCAUCCCGUGGUUGCCACCAUCACUCUACCUAAACAUGUUUAUCGAGCAAGUCCCAGUGCUGGGGUGGUACCACAGUUUGAUCAGGAAUCACUGGCUCGGGACCUCCGGGCAAGUCAUACUCCGGAGGCGCUGACUGCCCUGCGCCACGCGGUGGCUUCCACCAUUCAGGGUGUGCAGAACGCGCACGCUUGCAUGCUACAGGCGGCUGCAGCCCACUAUCCCGUGCCGGAGAAGGUGCAGAGGAGGCCGGAUCAGCCCGAGGACUUGGCUAAUUCAGCCAAACACAUGUGGGGCAUGUUUAGGCAAAUGAGACAACAACGUCGCACUAUGCAGGGCAUUGUGACGGCAUGGCGGAUCUGGCAACAAUUUCAGCAGGCGCACCGAAUACAUAAGCACAGAUCCCGGCAACGUCUCAAACAACGCCGGGAUGAUCUCAUACAACAGGCUCAUGACUCGGCGGUGACCGGUAACCUUUUCGGGUUGUGGCGAGUGGUCAAGCAGCUGGCACCGAAGGCGCCGAGGAAACGUCUGCAGUUACAUAGGGACAAUCGCAUAAUCAGCACUGAAGAGGAACUGCAAUGGAUAUUGGACUCCUACGGGGAACGAUAUGGAGCCGACGCCUCGAUCGAGCCACCAGAUAUCACACACUGCAGUACACAACAGGUCAGCAUCAGCCCCACCGAGCUCAUCCAUGUCCUGCUGCACCUAUCUCCUCGGAAGGCGGUACCGCGAGGGUGUGCUCCCACUGUUCUCCUUAAAGCAUGCGGUAUGCAAAUCGCGGAGGCGGUGGCGUCAGACGUGAACCACCAGUGGACACAACCUGCACCUCAGGUGGCGCAGGGCUGGUCCGACGCGGAAGUGGUCCUCCUUCCCAAGGCGCAUGGUCGCUCGCAAACACCACUGGACUACAGGCCAAUCGGCUUGCAGGACCCGCUCGGAAAGAGCAUCAUGACACUGCUGAUCCAGCAGGUGUUCCAGCAUUGUCAUCGGAUCCGCGAGAUCAGCAAGAACGAGCGCCUCACGCUCCAUCAGAGAGCGGAGGGCCUACAGCAGUGGCAUCAUCUGAAGCAGGCACUGGACCUCGCAGGCACACCUCUUCAUGUCCAGGAACUCCUGCUCAAGUGGCUGAUACAGGAAUGGGUACAGGACCAUGCGGUACUCUACGCGGCCAAAACUGCAUUCCGCGUACUGCAGAGCUUCCAUCUCAAGAUCAACUUCGAGAAGACCAAGGCCAUCUUGAAGGUCGUCGGCACCCAACAGGACAAAGAUCAAACUUCCAGAUUGCUGCUCUCCCCGAAAGACCCGACCACGUGGAUCACGCUGGUGACCCAGACUGAGUGGGCAAUGGCGAAGAUACUGCACUCCCGCAAGAUGGGAAUCCACUACAAGCUGUGGGUUUGGCGCAGCUGCGUGCUUAGCACCAUGACGUAUGGACUACAGAGUUGUGGUAUUACUGGUGAUCAUGCACAGGAGGCACAACGCUCCAUGAUGAAGCAUGUUCGGGCCAUCGUUUCCAACCAGGCCCACAUCACGGGAGAUACUCACGCAGCUAUCAUGGAACAGUAUCACAUCAAGCCUUUCCGGGUGCUCAUUCAGGAAGCUCAUGAACGCGAACUGCAAACGGCAAUAGCCAGACAGGACUGGAUGUGGGACUCAUCGUGGCAGCAGCACGUCCAGACGCAGCUUGCGCACAGGAUGGAACAGCCGACUCACUCGGAUGAGGCGGAGGUUUGGUCUUGCCCCCACUGUGAGGAGGUCUUUGUUUCUUCAGCAGCAUUGAAAACCCAUGCUAGACGCACUCAUGGCAUCAAAGAAGAACAUCAACACAUUUUCAAUAAAGCGGAGCAUUCUAUCGGUGGCUUGCCCACUUGCCGCUGCUGUGGGAAAAAGUUCUCCAAGUGGCAGUCGCUUGCAAUGCACAUCAACCAGAACAGUUGCCCAGUUCUCACGCGGGACGCGGAGUCACAGGACAACACUGAGCACUAUGACAAUAUGCCGGAUCCUAACAGUGUUGCUGAUGUCAUGUGUCGCCAGCCAGAGGUGGUUCAGGCAUCCAAGAAGGGCAUCAAUGCAUUCAUCACUUUACAUGAGUACACUCAGCGGAUGCGACAAACGAUAACCAGGAGGAGCUACAGCAUGGACGAUGCGCUGAGCGAGUUCUUUGGCGAGGUCAAGAGCGAGCAGGAAGGCAAAGCCAACAAGCGGCGGAGGCCGGAGGAGGGCCCCCAACGUCGAACGUCCCGGAGCCACAACAGCCAAAGCGAGGACUCAUUACUGGUUUCUUUAGCAAGGCUGACGCUCCGACAGGAGGAAGAACUUCUUGUGCUGAAACAGGAUCACUCUCUGAUACUGUUCAUGAGGCCCGGCAAGGACUCCGUUCUCAACUUCUUGUUCCAAACGGCAUCCCUGUACAAGCAGAAAAUGAAGGAGACCCCGACGUGGGGAGUGAACUUCCAACCACCAAGGGCUGUCCUGGCAUUGGCCCUGUUCAAGGAGCUGGCCAACAGGCUAGAGACAACUUUAGGGGACUCGGCCAAACUCAAGGAGAUCAAGGACCUGGGGUGGAUGGACGAACAAGGACGGUGGAAGUAUCAGGUCUGGAAUGCCAGCCUACGUCACCUACAAGAGGACACAGACAGAAAGCCCCUGACCACCGAGGAAAUCAAAGUGAUACUGAACAGAUUGUACGGGCUACUCAAAGGGGAUGUGGUCACGAGAUUUCAUUGCACAAGGAAGCUCACGGAAACCAUGGAGGGUCAGGCUACCUUCUUCCUGGACCUGUCGAGUCGCGGGUCGGGACAGGAGGCAUGGCAACAUCUUCAACUCCUGCAAGGGAGCUGUGUGCUACAGCUGAUCGGUCUGGCCUACAAGAAG
Messenger RNA from Symbiodinium sp. CCMP2456, 3636 nucleotides. The record is from the annotation of a GenBank genome assembly. Lineage: Eukaryota; Dinophyceae; Suessiales; Symbiodiniaceae.